Messenger RNA from Neolamprologus brichardi, 2639 nucleotides. It is a transcript of the gene zdhhc15b, whose product is annotated as zDHHC palmitoyltransferase 15b. The record is from RefSeq and is a predicted model, not a curated record. Gene Ontology annotation, molecular function: palmitoyltransferase activity. Lineage: Eukaryota; Metazoa; Chordata; Actinopteri; Cichliformes; Cichlidae.
AGAGCGGAGCUCAGAUGGAAUAUGGCUCUCUCCAGAGGUUUGAGAUGCUGUCAGAGGGUUUUCUCGUGGAUACCUGUUCUUAUUAUCACCGCCGUUGUCUUGUGGUCGUAUUACGCCUAUGUCUUUGAACUAUGUCUUUUUACAAUCACCAAUACACUGGAAAAAGUGGCCUAUUUGCUUUUAUUUCAUGUUUGCUUUGUGAUGUUCUCCUGGACCUACUGGAAGUCAAUAUUCACCCCUCCUGCGUCUCCAUGCAAAAAGUUUCAGCUGUCAUACUCAGACAAGCAAAGGUACGAAAUGGAGGACAGACCAGAUGCUCAGAAGCAAAUCCUGGUUGAGAUUGCAAAGAAGCUGCCUAUUUUCACUCGAGCCCAAUCUGGAGCUAUCAGGUUCUGCGACCGCUGCCAGGUGCUGAAGCCUGACCGCUGUCACCACUGCUCCGUCUGUGAAAUGUGUGUCUUAAAGAUGGACCAUCACUGUCCCUGGGUGAACAACUGUGUUGGUUUUUCCAACUACAAGUUUUUUCUCCUUUUCCUUGCCUACUCUAUGGUGUACUGUAUAUUCAUUGCGGCAACAGUCUUUCAGUAUUUCCUCAAAUUCUGGGAAGGGGUCUUGCCAAACGGGCCUGCAAAGUUCCACGUCCUCUUCCUCAUGUUUGUGGCUCUCAUGUUCUUUGUCAGUCUCAUGUUCCUCUUUGGCUACCACUGUUGGCUUGUGGCCAAGAACAGAUCUACAUUAGAGGCCUUCUCAGCUCCGGUUUUUGCCAACGGACCAGACAAAAACGGCUUUAACGUCAGCAUGCGCAGAAAUCUGGAGCAGGUAUUUGGAGAGAAUCGGAGAUUGUGGUUCAUCCCCGUCUUUACGAGCCAAGGGAAUGGCCACUACUUUGCUUUGAAGAACCGGAGCUCUGAAUCCCAGAACCCCUUAUUAGCUAACGAGGACAUGUGGGAAGAGUCAGAUGAUGGGUCUGAGGAGGGAAGCUUGGCAGAGGAUGUGGACCCCUCUGUUACCAUAGAGAUGGAGGAAUAAUUUACACUGGUGGAGACCUGGACUUGUAUCGCACACACUGUGUAUUGAGAGGUAAAUGCAUUCCAAAUCGCAAGGACGUUCAGACACACCGAAGGGGCCCAAACAAGAGGAUUAAGACCUGCGUUUGGACUGUCGUUGCCAACUCUACCCCGAUGCUUCACAUACUGAUGAAAAAAGGAACUCAUUGGAUGACCAGUGGAAGCAUCGCCUCUCAUGUCAUCAUAGUCGUCAUAAAAUUUUAUUUUUAAGGGCAAGUCAAAUGUUUCCUGUUUUAGAGAAAAGCAACUGAUUUAUUUUUCUUUUUUAAAUUACAGAGCAAAUAUUUUGCCUGUAUUUGUUAUUCUUGACAGAGCACUAAACCUUUACAGCUUCUGUCUGGCAGUGUGCAAUUUUACAGGUUUCUGUUUGAGAGUUAAGCUUACAGUGUUGCACCUUAUGGUUUUUUCGGUGGGGGAUGGGAAGGGAACUCGCACUCGUCAGGCUCCAGAAGUCUCAUAGUGACCGAGUUGUCUACAAGUUUGAGGUUUACAGCAUUUAAACAUAAGAUUUGACUUAAACAUAUUAUUAAAAAGCUAACUUAACCUGAGCCUUACUAACAAGUAUUCCUGUUUUUGGAGUCAGUAUCUCCUCGGAAUGUAUCCUCCUGCUCCUCAUCAUCCUUUUGAGUACAUUGCACCAACAUCUUGGGCACUUCUUCCCCCUUUAUGGAGUGUUUUAUCCUCCCUGUUGCAGUUCGAAUGUCAUUAGCUCAGUGUCUAAUCACAAUGGUGACUGUAACAACAAGACAAGCAUAAAUUUGGUCAUAGUUAGACCUGAUUACAUGUUACAUCUGAGUAUUAUGGCAAACUUGAUAUGUCUAUCUAUCAGUGGAGUCAUAUUCUGAAUAUACUGUAUAUCAUGGCUUAAAAGCUGUUUGCUACAUUGAUUAAGAAGGAUGCAGUGAUUGGUUAGAUUUAUGUCUGGGUUACGAGCAUAUGAGAUUUACUGAGACUUUUUAUUUAUUUAUUUUUUUUUAAAUCUAAUCAGUCUUUUUUUUUAUCAUUAGCUAUCCCUGGGAAGAUAACACUUUGGAAGCAGGGGAUUAAAAAUUGCUUUUGUUAUAGACAUAUAAACAUGCAUAUGAGAGGGCAUAGGUUCUUCUAUGUCUGUUUUUGAUCAUUUUAGAUAAAUACACUGUACAUAUUAACUGAUCCUCAUCAACAGGUUGGUAGAGGGCAGUGAUUUUCUGCAAUAUAACGUUUUGAUUAUUAUUAUUAUUAUUAUUUUUAUUAUUUUAUUAUUUUUACCUGUGUUUAUGUAUUUUAAUACCAAUGAAAGCUAGUCUUAUUCUGACUGCUUUUGUGUAUUUAGACAGCGCAGCUGGCAGAAAACCACUUCUUUAACCAAGUAAACCCAUUUAUUCAGUCAUGCAUAAGAAGUUGGGUUUUCACCAGAUGUGUGUACAGUUGUAUGUUGAAGCUUAAACUUUUUGUCAGAUCAGUUUUUUUCCCAAGUUGAGUGACCUAAACUAAAUGCUGCUCAUAUCUAAGAAAUGCUUCUGUUCAUUCUACUGAAACUGUAGGUUAUUUAUCAGGGAUAUGUGAAAGCUUGUAUAAAAACAUUGAGAAGGA